Leguminivora glycinivorella is the source of this 1702-nucleotide messenger RNA. Its product is annotated as solute carrier family 2, facilitated glucose transporter member 6-like. The record is from RefSeq and is a predicted model, not a curated record. Lineage: Eukaryota; Metazoa; Arthropoda; Insecta; Lepidoptera; Tortricidae. Gene Ontology annotation, biological process: transmembrane transport. The coding region runs from base 298 to 1686 and encodes 462 amino acids. Gene Ontology annotation, molecular function: transmembrane transporter activity. The transcript has 8 exons. Gene Ontology annotation, cellular component: membrane.
CAAUCAUUCCGUCGAAAAAUGUCACCUUAAACAGAAGCCACAUAGCAGUAUCAAUAUACUGUUUUAAUUUAAUUUUAAUGGGCUAAAUAGUUACUGAGAUAUCGAUACUCAAUCUAAUAACCAGAUAUAGGUGCUAUAUCACACAGUGGUGUGUUUAAGACAGACAUAAUAACUAUUGCUACUUCUACUAGCUUUCCAUGUAAGCACAUAAUAUCACAAUGGUACAUAAAGUGUAGUUAGUUUUUUGCGAUAUCUCUUGUUAUUUUUUUUUGUGUCUUUGAGCCUUAAACGAACAAAAUGACGGCUGUCAAUACAAGUUCUAAAAAGGCUUCUGUGUAUAAGCAAUGGACUGUGGGAUUUAUUGCAACGACAAGCAUGCUAACCUACGGACUGCAAUCCGGCUGGGUGUCGCCUGCAAUCCCCACGCUGCAGUCGGAAAACAGUCCAGCCGGCUACCCUUUGUCCAACUACGAGAUUUCUUUAAUAGCCAGUGGCAUUAGUGUCCUAGCGACCUUCACGGCCGUAAUAUAUGGAUACAUAUCGGACGCUAUUGGCCGACGAUGGACUUUAGUCGCUAUAGUUGUACCACAGAUCCUAUGUUUCGCAUUGAAGCUAAUCUCCGCUCAUCCUAUAUGCCUCAUGGUAUCCCAAGCUUGCGCAGGAGUCGCCGGCGGAGGCAUCUUCACUGUCUCUCCCAUAUACAUCAAGGAAAUCGCACAGGAUUCUUUGAGAGGCGUUAUGGGAUCGUCUGGCAUGUUUUUAGGAAUUCUUGGUCAGCUGACAAUGUAUGCGAUGGGUGGAUACAUGAGCUAUUACACAGUCCUCUGGAUAGUAGUGUGGCUGCCUAUUCUGAAUUUAAUAGCACUAUUUAAAAUACCGGAAUCACCAGCUUUCUUAAUCAAAAAAGGAAAAGUCGAGGAAGCAACUAAAGUCAUGGCCUGGCUGAGAGGAGUGGAAGAAACUGAUAAAGAAGUGGAGAGGGACAUUUCAAUCGCUAAAAAUGAAAUAGCAACAUACGAAAAUUUACCUGCAGUAUCAUGGAAGACUAUCCUGUCAAACAAAGUAUCCAGAAGAGCUCUUUUUUUCUCUUUUCUCGCACUUACAUUGUUGGACUUGGGAGGAAAUUACGCAAUUCUCGUAUAUGCUUCGGUGAUCCUUCAAGACUCCGGAGUGACAAUUUCCCCAGAGCUGCAAGCUUUGUCUUUCCCAGCCCUUUUUGCACUGGGGUGCCUGUUAUCUAUUUUCACUGUGGAAAAAUUCGGAAGAAAGCCAUUGAUGAUAACUAGUGCAAUUUUAAUCGGAGUGCCUCUGGCAGUAUUGGGAACAUUACUUCUCAUACAAGAAAAGGGAGGUUCCUUUCCAUCUUGGUUAACAGCCGUUUGUAUAUGUGCAUGCUUGUACGCCAGUGGACUGCUAUAUCCUCUACCUUAUGUGGUCAUGUCGGAAAUUUUCAGCAUAGAGCUGAGAACAAAAGUGCUCGGUGUGAUUGUGACGUCCGGCUGGUUGUUCUGCGCGCUUCAGGCUUUGCUGUUUACGCCAAUAUCCGAAUAUUUCGGGAGAUACACCCUGUUCUUCGGCUUCGCCUGCUUCAACUUUAUAGGAGCUGUCUUGUGUUAUAUAACCAUGCCGGAAACAAAAGGAAAGACUGUUGAGCAGAUUGAAAAAGAAUUUGGAGGUGGAAAAUAAUAAGCUACAAAACAAA